Molecule: messenger RNA, 2348 nt
Organism: Carlito syrichta (Philippine tarsier)
Lineage: Eukaryota; Metazoa; Chordata; Mammalia; Primates; Tarsiidae
Gene: CUNH5orf22
Product: chromosome unknown C5orf22 homolog
Exons: 9
Coding region: 113-1444 (443 amino acids)
Source: RefSeq, a predicted model, not a curated record
GAAGCGUAACCGGGUGAGCGCGCGUUUCCGCCCCGGCGAGGCUGUGGAUCGGGCAUUCCCGGGUCUUCACCCCGUGCCACACGCUUGCUGCAAAGCUGACUGGCGCGAAAAAAUGAGUGACUCCGCGGGAGAGCGCGCUGGCCUCCGGCGCUACCCCGAGCUCCCAGUGUGGGUGGUGGAGGAUCACCAGGAGGUUCUACCUUUUAUAUACCGGGCCAUAGGGUCAAAGCAUCUUCCUGCCAAUAAUAUAAGUUUUGUACAUUUCGACUCACACCCAGACCUCCUUAUUCCUGUGAAUAUGCCAGCGGACACCGUGUUUGAUAAGGAAACACUCUUUGGAGAAUUAAGUAUUGAAAAUUGGAUCAUGCCUGCAGUUUAUGCUGGCCAUUUUUCUCAAGUAGUAUGGCUUCAUCCCACAUGGGCUCAGCAAAUCAAAGAGGGUAAACACCACUUUUUAGUAGGCAAAGACACUUCUACCACAACUAUCAGGGUUACAAGUACAGAUCAUUACUUCCUAAGUGAUGGUCUAUAUGUACCCGAAGACCAGCUAGAGAACCAAAAACCUUUACAGUUGGAUGUAAUUAUGGUAAAACCUUAUAAACUGUGUAACAAUCAAGAAGAAAAUGAUACAGUGUCUUCUGCUAAGAAGCCAAAGCUAGCACUGGAAGAUCCGGAAAACACUGCCUCCACUCACUGUGACUCUUCUUCAGAAAGACUGAAAAAGGACACGGUGACACAGAGAAGUGGCCAAACCUGCCAAGCACCAUCAUGUUCAUGUUCUUCUAAAAGUCAGGAGUGUCAGACUACAGUCGGACCAGGGGAAAUUCUAGAAAUUUUGAAGAAAGGAGAUGCAUUUGUGUUAGAUAUUGAUUUGGACUUUUUUUCAGUCAAGAAUCCCUUCAAAGAAAUGUUCACUCAGGAGGAGUAUAAAAUCUUACAGGAACUGUACCAAUUUAAAAAGCCUGGUGCCAACCUAACAGAGGAAGAGUUGGUAGAUAUUGUGGAUACUCGAAUUCAUCAGUUAGAAGAUUUAGAAGCUACUUUUGCUGAUUUGUGUGAUGGUGAUGAUGAAGAAACUAUACAGAGAUGGGCUUCAAACCCUGGAAUGGAAUUAUUAGUUCCACUUGUACAGAGUUUGAAAAAACGAAUGGAAGUACCAGACUAUGAAAUGGUUCAUCAGGCUGGUCUAACCUGUGAUUAUUCAGAACUUCCUCACCAUAUCAGCACAGAACAAGAAAUAGAGUAUCUUAUUCAGUCUGUGUAUUAUUUACUGAAAAAUUUACCAAAACCUACUCUUGUGACAAUUGCAAGGUCAAGUCUGGAUGAUUACUGUCCUUCUGAGCAAGUUGACACCAUUCAAGAAAAGGUCCUCAGUGUGCUGUGCUCCCUCUAUGGGACACUAGAUAUUCACCAGGUGUAUUCAGCAGAGUCUUCUCCAUCUUGAAACAAAUACUAGGCUCCCAUUACAUCUUGGUAUAGUAACAGGGCUUUCAUUAACUUAUUUGCAAAUGAGUCUUCCAGAGAACACUGUUAAUAUUAACUUGCAGUUGAAAUCUUUCAGAUACUUUGAGUCUCCAAACAACUAAUGAUAGUUUGGCGAGUCAAACAACUGAUGGUAACUCUGAAAUAUGGUAAUUUUUUUGGCAUCAAGUAUGAAACCCCGAAUUAAUAGUACUCUUAUUUUUCUUCCUUUCCAUUAUUGGCUUUAUUUUUGUGAGGGUUGUUUUUUCCGCUUUUCUUCUGAGGUCGGUUGGACUAUAUAAGAUCCAUUUAUUUAUUUAUUUAUUUAGCAAUCUGAUAUUUAUUGAGCACUUACAUGUGCCAGACAUUAUUAAGUGCUGGGUGUUUGGUAAUAAAACAGAAUAAACAAGACUUCUGCCCUCUUGGGGAAACAGAUGAGAAAUACAUUAUCAAUUAGAGGAAAUGUUAUAAAGAAAUGGACAGCCACAAACAUGUCUUAGGCAUGCUCUUAGUACUCAGGGUACCCUAGCAUUACAGGAAAAUAACAUUCUCAAAAGCUACUACCAAAAAAAAAACCCCAAACUUGCCAGUCCAUGAAAAUAUUGCAGAAAGUCUGCGUUUCCAAGGAUGUUGGGACUGUGGCCUAGUCGUUGACAAAUGCUGUCCAGCAUUGUUGGUAUUGAGAAGGUCUGGUUGAGUAAACUUGACCAAGCAAAAGCUUUUAUUUAUCUAUUUAUUUUUUCACUAAUCAGAAAAGCCCUUCAGGGUUUUUUGUGCCUCCAGGUAGUUACUGUGGGUACUGACUAUCAUUACAGUUCCUAAGUGCCACACUUUAUUGGCAGUCUGGAUUGAUACUUUUUCCGAUAAACCAACUUUUUUGUGUAAAU